Messenger RNA from Lachancea sp. 'fantastica', 1098 nucleotides. The record is from the annotation of a GenBank genome assembly. NCBI's taxonomy places the organism in Eukaryota, Fungi, Ascomycota, Saccharomycetes, Saccharomycetales, Saccharomycetaceae.
AUGUCAGAAGAGCAUCAGCAAGUUCCCGUGGAGGAAGUCGCCCCAGUCCAGGAGGUCGAAGUGCAAGAAACGACAGUCGAAACACCAGUGGAAGCAGCCGAAGAAACACCAGUCACUGAAGUACAAGAAACCGUUACGCAAGAGUUUGAACAGCCCCCAAGCCGUGUGAAUGAGUACCAGGAAGAAGAACAAGGAAGAAGACAAUUCUACGACAAUCCCGCUCCUCACAGAGGAGGUGGAGGUAUGGAUGGCGAAUUGUCGACAACAAGACUUUUCGUGAGACCUUUCCCAUUCGAUGUGCAAGAUUCGGAACUGAAUGAAAUUUUCGCUCCAUUUGGACCUAUGAAAGAGGUGAAAAUCUUGAACGGAUUCGCUUUCGUGGAAUUCGAAGAAGCCGAUUCCGCAUCCAGAGCCAUCGAAGAAGUCAACGGCAAAACUUUUGCUAACCAGCCUUUGGAAGUGGUCUUUUCCAAGAUCCAGCCUCCACGCUACCGUAUGGUUCUAAGAAACCUCCCAGAGGGCGUUGCCUGGCAAGAGCUUAAGGAUCUAGCCCGUGAAAAUGGGUUGGAAACAACUUUUUCGAGCGUCAACACCAGAGAAUUCGACGGUACCGGUGCUCUAGAGUUCCCAUCCGAAGAAAUCUUGGCUGACGCUUUGGAAAAGCUCAACAACAUCGAAUUCAGAGGUUCUGUGAUCUCUGCUGAAAAGGACGACAACCCACCUCCAAUCAGAAGAUUCAGAGGCGGUGACCGCGGUGGAUUCCGUGGGGGCCGUGGUGGAUUCGGUGGUCGUGGCGGCCGUGGCGGUUUCGGUGACCGUGGUGGAUUCCGUGGUGGCCGCGGCGGUUUUGGUGACCGUGGUGGAUUCCGUGGUGGCCGUGGUGGUUUCGGAGGUCGUGGUCGCGGUGGCUACGGCGACCGUGGUGGAUUCCGUGGCGGCCGUGGCGGCUUCGGUGACCGUGGUGGAUUCCGUGGUGGCCGUGGUGGCUUCAGCGACCGUGGUAGAGGCUCUUACGGAGCUCCAAGAGAUGAAUACAGAGGUAGAGACGAUGGUGGAUUUUACGGCUCGGCCCGUGAAAGAUCUCCAACCAGACAGUGA